AGAGAGUGGUCGGGUCGAGGAAGGAGAUCCGAUUAGCAACCCACAUGGAGAGGACCCUAUCAAAAACCAGCGCCAUGAGCACCACAAGCGCCAGACAUCCACUGAAGGCACAGAGUCCAGUGCCUAAAAGGAAACAAUAAAGAAUGGAAGCAUCUCCUUCUCUUUUCCUCCCUAAGCCCACUUCUCUUAGCAACCUAAAGCCUCCUCUGCCCCUUUGCUUUCCUCUCAAGCGUUUCGUUUCGAUAUCUAAGCUCCAAACUCAAGCCCAAUCCAGGAAUUUUUGUGCUUUGUAUGGGAAGAGAAAUGGCUUCUCUUUCUCUACUGCAGUUGCCACUGAGUCAGCGACUGUGUCCCAGAAUGACACUGCUCAAGAGACCCAGAAAGAGGAAAAAGAGAAAAUUGUUCUACCCACUAAUGAAUCGUCAGAGAAACUCCUGAGAAUUCGCCACACGUGUGCGCAUGUUAUGGCCAUGGCUGUUCAAAAGCUCUUCCCUGAAGCAAAAGUGACGAUUGGGCCAUGGAUAGAAUAUGGGUUUUAUUACGAUUUCGAUAUGGAGCCGUUGGCUGAUAAAGACCUCAAGAGGAUUAAGAAGGAGAUGGAUCGCAUUAUUGCCCGAAAUUUACCGCUUGUAAGAGAAGAAGUAUCCCGAGAUGAAGCUCAGAGAAGAAUAAUGGCUGUUAAGGAACCUUACAAGAUGGAAAUUUUGGAAAGCAUAAAAGAAGAUCCCAUUACUAUCUAUCAUAUUGGUGAAGAAUGGUGGGAUCUUUGUGCCGGGCCUCAUGUUGAGUCUACUGGCCUUAUUAAUAAGAAAGCUGUGGAACUUGAAUCUGUUGCUGGUGCUUACUGGAGAGGAGAUGAAAACAGACAAAUGUUGCAGAGGAUCUAUGGAACAGCUUGGGAGAAUGAAGAACAACUAAAAGCCUAUCUUUACUUCAAAGAGGAGGCUAAACGACGAGACCAUAGGCGCCUUGGCCAGGAUCUUGAUCUCUUUUCUAUACAGGAUGAAGCUGGUGGAGGUUUGGUGUUCUGGCACCCAAAGGGUGCCAUUGUUAGGCACAUUAUAGAAGACUCCUGGAAGAAAAUACAUGUAGAACAUGGUUAUGAUUUGCUAUAUACUCCUCAUGUGGCAAAGGUGGAUCUCUGGAAGAUCAGUGGUCAUCUUGACUUCUACAGAGAGAACAUGUAUGAUCAAAUGAAGAUUGAGGAUGAGAAUUAUCAACUUCGGCCUAUGAAUUGCCCUUACCACAUUUUGGUGUACAAAAGAAAGCUCAAUUCUUAUCGUGAUUUUCCAAUCAGGGUUGCAGAGCUAGGAACAGUAUAUAGAUAUGAGUUAUCUGGAAGCUUACAUGGUCUUUUCCGUGUAAGAGGGUUUACCCAGGAUGAUGCACACAUUUUUUGUUUGGAAGAUCAAAUUAAAGAUGAAAUUAGGGGAGUCCUAGAUCUUACAGAGGAGAUACUACUGCAGUUUGGUUUCAGCAAGUAUGAAGUGAACCUCUCAACUAGGCCAGAUAAAUUUGUGGGAGAUGAUGAUAUAUGGGAAAAAGCAACAUCUGCCCUUAAAGAUGCUUUGCAUGAUAAGGGGUGGAUCUAUCAAAUCGAUGAAGGUGGUGGUGCCUUUUAUGGUCCAAAGAUUGAUCUUAAGAUUGAGGAUGCUCUGGGAAGAAAGUGGCAGUGCUCGACAAUACAGGUCGAUUUUAACUUGCCUCAACGGUUCAACAUUACUUAUGUUGAUUCAAACUCGGAGAAGAGGCGACCUAUAAUGAUUCACAGAGCAGUGCUUGGGUCCUUAGAGCGGUUUUUUGGGGUUCUCAUAGAGCACUACGCUGGGGAUUUUCCAUUGUGGCUCUCCCCGAUUCAAGUUAGAGUUUUACCAGUUACUGACACACAGCUUGAAUACUGCAAAGAUCUGAGCAACCAACUGAGACGUAAUGGCAUUCGAACGGAAGUCUGCCAUGGCGAGCGUUUGCCAAAGCUCAUUAGAAAUGCAGAGAAGCAGAAAAUUCCUUUGAUGGCGGUUGUGGGACCUAAGGAAGUUGAGACUCAAAGUGUUACAAUAAGAUCCAGGUUUAGUGGGGAGCUUGGAACCUUGAAAGUAGAUGAAUUUCUAGACAAAAUCAAGUUUGCUAUUGAAAAAAGGACUUCGUUAUGAAGUUGGUAGUGAUGUUGGCUGAUGGGGAAUUUAUAUUUUUAUUUGUUUAUAGGAUUACAAAAUUCUCAAUGUAAAUGUAAAUGUAAAUUGAGCACACUUCAUAUUCUUUUUUAAAACAAGAGAAAAUUCUUCAGCCUGA
This is a messenger RNA of Manihot esculenta (cassava), 2289 nucleotides long. Its product is annotated as threonine--tRNA ligase, chloroplastic/mitochondrial 2. The record is from RefSeq and is a predicted model, not a curated record. The transcript has 8 exons. NCBI's taxonomy places the organism in Eukaryota, Viridiplantae, Streptophyta, Magnoliopsida, Malpighiales, Euphorbiaceae. Gene Ontology annotation, cellular component: chloroplast stroma; cytoplasm; mitochondrion. Gene Ontology annotation, molecular function: threonine-tRNA ligase activity; ATP binding. Bases 144 to 2150 code for a protein of 668 amino acids. Gene Ontology annotation, biological process: threonyl-tRNA aminoacylation.